Messenger RNA from Myxocyprinus asiaticus (Chinese sucker), 3133 nucleotides. RefSeq names its product kazal-type serine protease inhibitor domain-containing protein 1-like. The transcript is spliced from 4 exons. Gene Ontology annotation, molecular function: insulin-like growth factor binding. NCBI's taxonomy places the organism in Eukaryota, Metazoa, Chordata, Actinopteri, Cypriniformes, Catostomidae. Bases 596 to 1591 code for a protein of 331 amino acids. The record is from RefSeq and is a predicted model, not a curated record. Gene Ontology annotation, cellular component: extracellular region. Gene Ontology annotation, biological process: regulation of cell growth; regulation of signal transduction.
GCCACAGCGUAAUCAACAUCAGGGAGCGCAGUUUAAAUUUUUCAAUGUAAUUUAUUUCAAUUAUUAUUAUUAUUAUUUUUUUUAAAUAGUGGAAAGUGGAAGUUCGCGUACUACUCUCAGUUUUUGCGUCGUUUUUUCAUUUAUUUCGUUCUCUUCAAAGUUGCCUUGCAUCCAUUCGCGCUAUUUUUCGAUUGUUUUCUAUAUAAAGAUGCGCUAGACGGACCUCUUUGAUCGUUGCGUCGCAUCUCGUUACGCAAAACCGCCGCAUUUUUAAGACGCGAGUGUGCAGUUAAAAAGAACUUCAGCUGUUAGGGGCCGUUCACAAAACGGGCGUUAUCACGGACGUCUUUGAGCGUCACGCUUUUUUCAACGUCUCGCGUUUUUCUAGACGCUGUGUCAAAUUAAAAAUAUCUGCAACCGUUAAAAACACGUCUAGAGACACCUGCGUUCGUUUUAGCGCAAGAACGCGUUCCUUGGGAACGGCCCCUUAGAUCUUCAAGUCGCCACUGUCGCCUUCAUAGUUCUCAAAUGCCUAUGUAGACUUGGCAAGGAGUCACUGAGCUGAUGAAGACCCAUUUAAAUACGUGUGCAGCUCAUGCUGCUUAAAACUUUGGGAAAAGAAAGAAACUUUUUGAGGCGGAAAAAAGUCGAAUGCAUAGUUUGGGCACAAGACAAGCCCUCAUAUGCUCUCAUAAUGGCCAUGCAUUUGGUUAUUUGUGCUGUGCUGGUCUUAAGCAUCAGACCUGGCGACUUUUUUCCUAAUUACACAUAUGACUACAUGGACGAGGACUUGGCCUCCUUUGAUUAUUACAAAGGGACGGAUGAAUUUGAUGAGAGGAACAGGACGGAGGAGUGCGACGAGUGUGCGCCGGAGCUGUGUCCGCUCACUCAGGGCUGCAGAGCGGGGCUGGUGAAGGACCGCUGCGGCUGCUGCUCUGAAUGCGCAAAUCUAGAGGGACAAACCUGUGAUCCCGGACAGAGAAAUGUGUAUUAUGGACUGUGUGGAGAGGGGUUGGAGUGCAAACUGGACAGCUCGGAUGGAGUCAAAGGAGAGGAGCAAGAACCUCGGUGUGUGUGUGCGUCUCAGAAACCUCUGUGUGGGUCAGAUGGAGAGACUUACAUGAAUCUCUGUAAGUUCAGAGAAGCUUCUUUCCUAAAGCCUGGACUUAAUAUGAGUGAUGGGCCGUGCAAGACAGUCCCCAUCAUCAAGGUUCCUCCACACAAUCUGGUAAAUGUAACAGGCAGCAGUAUAGCAUUUCUGUGUGAGGUGUUUGCAUUUCCCAUGGCUCUUGUGGAAUGGAGAAAAGACGGAAAAGAGGUCAUUUUACCUGGCGAUGAUCCCCGCAUAUCUGUUCAGUCACGAGGUGGCCCUCAGAAGUAUGAACUCUCCAGCUGGCUGCAGAUUGAAGAGGCCAGUCAGAUGGACUCUGGCACAUACAGGUGCAUCGCAAGAAAUGAGCUUGGCCACGUCUCAGCCACUGCAAUUUUAGGGGUGCUGCCACCAGAUGAGAUGACUGCCUAUAUGGAACAAAACAUGAAUGCAAUGAUGGGAUAUGACCAGUUACAGGACUAUGACAUGGAUUAUUACUAAACUUUAGAUCAGAAAAUUGACCCAAGACAAACAAAAAAUGUUUUUACUGAUUGAGACUUUACAAUUUGAGACUUGGCGAUAAGGCACUCAGGCAACAACUAUAUACAAUCCUGUAAAAAACACCCACAGGAUUUAUGUAACAUCUGGAUAAUCAAACAUGGCAAUGGAACAGGCCUCUGAGAUGGAUGAAAAACACAGAAUGAGACGAGUGGAGUAGCAAGCAGGGCAGUUCAGGAGCUAGGAAGUUCGUAUAAAGAGUGUUGGGCAUGAAUGCCUCUUUUGUUUCAUCCCCCUGUGACCUGUUGGAUAACAAAACACAGAGUGAGAAAGACAUGAGGAACUGAAGAGUGAACUUUGAGAGUGUUCCAAGUCUUCUAAAAAAUAUCAUGCUUUGUGCACAAUCCUAUCUGGAAGAACAGCACUGUUCUGCUGCUCGCUGUUCUCUCUUUUGUGUUUGGGUUUUGUCCAAUUGGCAACACAGAUUAAUUUAAAAACUCAUCCUUUUUCUAUUUGAAGCGGAAUGUAUAUCAGCCUCUGAGUUUAUGUAUGUUUCCACAUGUGGCAUCCCUCUUUUACCAGGUUCCCCUUUGAGUGUGUGUGUGUGUGUGUGUGUGUGUCUGAUUUGGGUGAGUCAGUUAAGCCCACAGCUGACUUUAAUAUACCUCUAUGAUCUCCUGUCUUUGGACAUAAAUGCAGGCGUUCUUUUCUUGUGUACUGUAAGGAUUACCCUGGCGACCACCAGGGGUAGCUAUGUUUUUUUUUUUUAUCGUUUUCUACGUGUUUUUUGUUUGAUAAUGGGUUUUGUACUUCUUUUCCUUGUCUUUGUUCAUUGGUUCUUGUGUUCAUUAGUGUCAGGUUUCCCUCGUUUCAUCAUUAGUUCUCUGUGUAUUUAAUCCCUGUGUUUUCCUCUGUUCAUUGUCUGUUCUUGUUCUGUUUAUUUCAGACUGUAAUAUAGCUAUGUGUUCUAGUUUUGCAGUUUCUCCUGUGUGUUGUAAGUGUUUGAGUUUUUUCAUUAAAGAACUGCAUUUGGAUCCAGCCUUCUUCAGCCUGCUAUUGUUACAGACCAGUGUUUCAAAAAUGAAAAAACUCAGACUGUUGUUUUUUACGUAAAUGUACAGUACAGUAAUUUCACCAUAAAAAAGACUGAUGUAGAGUCAUAUAAUACAGUAUACAAAUUUUCUUUCCAAAAACAGUAUAUGUUUAAUAAACCACAUGUAACAGCACAUGGUUUCAGGGUCCAUUUGCAUGACUUCCAUUCAGCAGUCAGCUGUUAAAGCAAUUCAGGCAAAUCAGGACUAAAUCAUUCCAAACUGUGAGCACCCUGGGACACGACGGUUUCCUCUCGUCUUAAACAACCAAACACUCCGCAAACGCAGAAGAACCAGGCCCAGAAAAAGACCUCUACCGAUGUAUCAAAUAGGCUAUGAUUAAAGGUUUUUAGGACAUACUUUACAACUACAGAGAGGGCCUCACUUCAAGGGAUAGUCCACCCAAAAAUGAAAAUUCUCUCAUGAUUUACUCACCCUUCAGGCAUCCAAUAUG